UUUGCUAUGAACUUAAUGUUAUCAUUGCGCAUUGAUUACAGCUGUUAUCCUGUUUAUUUACUCAAGAACGAUCUAGAUUUCUAGAAUUUGGUAGUCGCUAUAUAGUCAGUGAUCACUGAUCAUUAUAAAGCAAACAAUAAAAGAAUAAAGAUGUCUCUGUGGCCGGCGGCAAGACCAUUAUUUGGGGAUGAAGUUGUUCUAAGAUCUAUCGAUUGGCUGGAAAAUUUCCCUUGGAGAAACGAAAGCUCUAUGAGGGCAGAAAAUAGUAAAUAUGAAAUUCGAAUGAAUCUUAAGGACUUUAAACCCGAAGAGAUAACCAUCAAAACAACGGACGGAUUUAUCGUUGUUGAAGGUAAGCAAGAAGAAAAAAAAGAUGAGCAUGGCUAUGUUUCUAGACAUUUCGUUCGAAGGUACGCUAUACCCGAAGGUGUUAAAGCAGAAAGUGUUGAGUCGAGACUUACUGUGGAUGGCGUAUUGGUUAUAGCCAUUCCACGUAAAGAAAAAAUUAAGCGUGACACUAUCAUACCAGUUACUCAUGAAGGUGUUAAAUCUAAACUAUAAGAUAGAGAAGAAUGAAAUAUCGACGAAAAUAUGUGUUAAAGGAAAAAUGUUUUUUUUUUUUUAAUUUUAUAUGUAAUUGUAUAGUUAAGGGUGUUUGAUUUAUUGUUUUUAAAUUUAUGGGUCUUUUAUAAAGGGUCAUGAGCAUUUUAUAUUAGUUAGUAGUUAUAUGUUAUUUUUUUUCAAUAAAUAUCAUUCCAUUGUA
Molecule: messenger RNA, 763 nt
Organism: Colias croceus (clouded yellow)
Lineage: Eukaryota; Metazoa; Arthropoda; Insecta; Lepidoptera; Pieridae
Product: alpha-crystallin B chain-like
Exons: 1
Coding region: 151-561 (136 amino acids)
Biological process (GO): response to heat; protein refolding
Molecular function (GO): protein folding chaperone
Source: RefSeq, a predicted model, not a curated record